This is a messenger RNA of Patiria miniata (bat star), 3275 nucleotides long. Its product is annotated as cytochrome P450 3A24-like. Gene Ontology annotation, molecular function: oxidoreductase activity, acting on paired donors, with incorporation or reduction of molecular oxygen; iron ion binding; heme binding. The record is from RefSeq and is a predicted model, not a curated record. NCBI's taxonomy places the organism in Eukaryota, Metazoa, Echinodermata, Asteroidea, Valvatida, Asterinidae. Bases 157 to 1701 code for a protein of 514 amino acids. The transcript is spliced from 13 exons.
AGUAAAAUGGAUUCUACCACCCGUGCCUUAUGUGGCUUCUUCGAUUUGCAGGUGGGGGAUCUGAGUGCAAGCAUAAACCAGGGUGCGUGAUCUGACGGGAAACACGAAAAUUAUUGCCAAAUUGAGCGGUACUUUGUCGGAAUUUGCAGUCAAAACAUGGAGCUGUUAGGAUUCGACUUGUCUGUGACUUGGCUGCUGGUCAUUGGUUUCGUUCUCAUAGCAGUUUGGUAUGAUUGGUGGUGUCACCAGUAUUUCCAGAGGUGUGGUAUUCCUGUAGCGGACUACAUUCCUUUCUUUGGAAACAUACUGCAAUGGCGUCAUGGAAUCCAGACGACUUUUACCGAGUAUGUGAAGAAACAUGGACGAGUCGUCGGGAUGUAUGAUUUCCGACGUCCAGUUCUGAUUAUCACUGAUCCAGACAUUUUGAAAAAUGUCUUGGUCAAGAAUUUCUCAAGUUUCUACAACCGCAGGAAAUUGCCACUCGGGCAAAAGCCCUUAAACAGAGGCUUGAAUCAGCUUUUGAACGAAGAAUGGAAAGAGAUACGCAACGUCAUCACUCCGUCAUUCAGUGCCUCCAAAAUGAGACUGAUGUCGGAGACGAUCAAUGAAUGUUGUGAUACCUUGGUGGCAAGUUUAAGCAAGGCCCAGGAGGGAGGAAAAGCCGCCGACUGCAGAGUGUUGUUUGGUGGUUUCACCAUAGACGCCAUUGCCAAGUGUGGAUUCGGCCUCAAAGUUGACUCCCAGCAGAACAAGGAUGAUCCUUUCGUCAAGAAUGCAAAGAAGGCCUUCGAUUUCAACCUGUUCAAUCCCGCUUUCAUGAUCGUUUCCGCCUUCCCCACUCUGGCACCCAUCUUUGCUUAUCUCAAAUUUGACCUGUUCGACCCGGAAGUUGUUAAAUUUUUCUUGAACGUCACGGAGGCCGCCUGCAACAUGCGCAAACAGGAGGGUCAGGAUGCGUCAAAGCACAUCGAUUUGCUGCAGCUGAUGCUGAACGCCCACGAAGACGAGGAACACGAGGAGGAAGACACGCCCACCGCAGAGAGCGGUCAGAAAAAGGGCGCCGCCCAUCGCAAACCACUGUCAACAGUGGACGUCAUGGCACAGGCUAUCACCUUUUUCCUGGCUGGUUACGAGACUACCAACACACUGCUGAGCUUCACUGCCUACCUGCUGGCUACCAACCAAGACGCGCAAGAGAAACUGCACGCUGAGAUUGACAACCUCGCUCCCACACGUGACAACCUCGGCUAUGACGUCAUCGCCAAGAUGGAGUACCUGGACAUGGUGAUCAAUGAAUCACUGCGCAUGUAUCCCCCAGCAGUCAUAUUUGAUCGUAUGUGUAAUGAGACAAUUACAUACGAAGGUCUUACCAUCGAAAAGGGUAUAAACGUGUUCGUCAGUCUCUGGACCUUGCACUACGACGAGGAAUUCUGGCCGAACCCGACUAAAUUUGACCCGGAAAGGUUCAGCCCUGAGAACAAGGACUCCAUCAAACCAUGCACCUACAUGCCGUUUGGCUUUGGUCCUCGUAACUGCAUCGGUAUGCGCUUUGCCUUGCUGGAAGCCAAGAUGGCGCUGGUCCGUGUACUGCAGCAGUAUCGCUUCGAUGUCUGCUCUGAAACCGAGAUCCCACCCAAGCUCGGUAAGAUUGGUUUCCUUGCUCCGAAGAGUAUGAAGCUCAGUGCAGUCCCAAGAAACUAGGCAGCAACCACGGACGAUAGAAAGAGAGACUUCUCUCUGAUCUCUGCCUUAAGAUGAUUUAAAGACGUUCAUGUUAUAAUGUCAUUAUGUUUUCAUCCAUCCCUCAUUUGGUAAAAUGUUAGGGUUAGGCAUGUGUGCCACUUUUGUGGAAUUAAUAGCAGCAAGUUAAUUUUGAAGCUCCAUACUCUUCGAUGUAUUUUGCUCGUAAAAAGCUACAUGUACAUAGAAUUAGUUGGUAAAAAUAUUUCUUGGUCGUCAUUUACUUGAAUGCCUUUCAAUAGUUUUCUUAGCUAUUGAUUUAUUAUAAAAUACAUCUGUAUUUUCAGACUGCGGUAUCUGUUCUGGAAUCAUGUUUUUAGGGAAACCAAGACAAAAUUCGUGUCAACAAAAUAUGACAUUUUACCCCAAAAAGUAGUUUAGUUUAAAAUGCCUUUACUUACUUGCUGGAAUAGAUAUAAAAAGCGGUGUAGCUAGGGGUUGAGAUAUGGGUUUCAGUUCUAUUCAAUGUCGAAUUUAUUUUGAUGAAAACUAUUUUUUAGUACAAAUUUAAUAGUUAUUUGAGUCGGCAAGAAUUUCAGCACUUUGAUAAAAUAAAUUGUGUGCCUCACUUUAAUACGCCUUUCAUCUCGACAACAAAGAUAAUACUAAGAUUAAUGUUUAAAUACUUUCUUGUACUUUUUGUUGCAACUUUGCAUAAUGUCACGUACUUAAAAUAUCUAUGUUGGCCCGUUCGGUAUAAUUCAAAAUUUUGUAAGUGUAAAGGCUGUGUGUUUCAGGGUAGAUAUUUUACAUUUUCAUAUUUUUUAAUAAAUCGAAUUGUUUUUUAACUUUGUAUGAUUGUACAAUACAUCAGUGUUGCUGACAAUAUUCAUCGGCAUUGAGUACCGUUGUGGAAAUUAGAUUAUAUUACUAUAUAGCUUUAUGUUUUACUGAUCUUUACAAUACUAAUAUUUGUAUGAUGUUUAUAUUUACACUGUUCGACAGGUGUCUUUUAACAUCACCGUUGUGAUUUUAGUAGAGAUUAUGAGUAAAGGGUUAGAGGCCACGAUAAUUGCUAAAAGUUCAAUUGCAACAAAAACUGACAAGAAAUUAUGUACUGGUCACACACUGUGUACUUACACAUAAAUAAUCAUGUUUAAACAUAAUGGUCAAUUGAGGUGCUCAAUAGCCAUUAUGUUUCAGGCAUUCAACUUUUCCUCGGAUCAGCUGAUUUCCUCCUUUUUUACUUCCCAUGUGUGUCAUUGAAAAUAGAAAAACACUGUACAAGGUCUUGGAAAGAUUUGAAUUUCCUCUUUUUUUGUGACUUACAAGUUGCAUGCCUGUAUGUUUGCCCAUCAGCUUACAGGAACACGGUUGAGUAUUGCAUCAGUCGAAAAUUGCAUAAGCCAAAAAUUGCAUAAGCCAUACUGCAUCUUCUUAUCCGUGCAUUGAACUCUAAAAUUAUGUUUGUACUCUAAAAUUACAUUUGUCUUUGCAAGACGAUUACAAAAUAAUUAUAGAUUAAGACCAUUAAGACAACAAUGGUCCGUAAGACUUGAUAAAUAAAACGGCUUAUAGAGUUCUUUUCUUCGAAA